Messenger RNA from Scleropages formosus (Asian bonytongue), 2530 nucleotides. Its product is annotated as integral membrane protein 2C-like. Gene Ontology annotation, molecular function: amyloid-beta binding. The transcript has 6 exons. Gene Ontology annotation, cellular component: plasma membrane; Golgi apparatus; extracellular exosome. The coding region runs from base 591 to 1373 and encodes 260 amino acids. The record is from RefSeq and is a predicted model, not a curated record. Gene Ontology annotation, biological process: negative regulation of amyloid precursor protein biosynthetic process. Lineage: Eukaryota; Metazoa; Chordata; Actinopteri; Osteoglossiformes; Osteoglossidae.
GAAUCCAAAAAAGAUUGUACUUCUAACCACUACGCCACCUGCUGUUUUGUACUGUACUGCUUUGUGCAGUCACCCGCUUCAAGUGACCUUCAUGUAACGGCAUGAACCGGCGAUGUAGCAGAAAUGCAAGAAUUGGAACUGUUCCGUGCUGUAAACCCUACGCGAGGGACAAUAAUAGGGACAAUCCCUGUGCACUUUCUUUAUUAUGGACACGGUCGCGUUAUGUAAUUCUCGCGGUGUGCAGAAAAUAGCCCCUCGCUCGGCCCUCUCUCACCGCGGCUACGCCUCUACACGCGGGUACUUACUGUACGAGCGGCUUCCACUUUAAGACCGACGAAAAUAUAUAAAUAAAGAAGCGGGAGCUUCCGGUCGGUCAAACUAAAAAGGCGAUCCGAUCGGCGUGUGUGUGUCGGUGUGCAGUGAGUGACAGCAGCGAGCGCGGAGCCUCCGCACUCUGACUCUCCCUCUCGUUCAUUCACACACUCAGUCACUCAGUCAGUCAGUGAGUCAGUCAGUCAGUCACAGUCAGUCAGUCAGUCAGUCGCUCGCUCGCUCGAUCGCUCGUGUCCUCUCCGGUGCGAGUCUCAGACAUGGUGAAGAUAACGUUACACGGCGUCGGGGGGCACAAGGCCGACAAGGAGGGCGACGGAGACAAAGCCGAAGUGCUCGUGCCCUGUCCGCCGCACGAAGAACUCGGCCUUCGCCUCCACCCCAAGCGGUCUCCUGUGAAGAACCUUUGGUGUCUCGUUGUCAGCCUGGUGGUCGUCCUGUGUGGCCUGGUCCUGGCAUCCGUAUACCUGUACAGACAUUAUUUUAUUUCACAGAAGCAGGUCCCAGAGGAGAACUUCUUCCAUUGCCGUGUGUUGUAUGAGGACUCAAUCUACGCCCCCCUGCGUGGUCGUCAGGAGCUAGAGGAGAACGUGGGGAUUUACCUGAAGGAGAACUAUGAGCAGAUCAGUGUUCCCCUACCACGCUUCGGUGGGAGUGACCCAGCUGACAUUGUCCAUGACUUCCACAGGGGUCUGACAGCAUAUCAUGACCUUGCUUUGGACAAAUGCUACAUUAUAGAGCUCAACACCUCUAUUGUUAUGCCCCCAAGGAGUCUGUGGGAACUACUGAUCAAUGUCAAGAGGGGAAGCUACCUGCCACAGACCUACCUCAUUCAGGAGGAGAUGGUGGUAACAGGCCGGGUGUGGAACCUGCGACCCCUGGGCUUCUACAUUCAGAGACUCUGCAGCGGCAAGGAGACCUACCGGCUGCGACGACACCACUCACAAAGACGUAUUAAUAAGCGUGAAGCACAGAACUGUCACAGCAUCCGUCACUUUGAGAACACAUUUGUGGUAGAAACUGUUAUCUGUGAUUCAGUCUAAAAUGUGUGCUUUGUGGGAUCCACCAACACAAUCCAACCCCCCACCAGUGUGUGUGCAGUUGCACUUUACAUCAUUCUUAAUACUGUUGCAAACUGUCAUUUCAGCUUUUAUUUCAGUCCUACUCUAACUUUCUCCCUUUUAUGUUUUCACUUGUAUUAUUUGUUAUGUUUAUUUUGGUUGUUUUGGUCAAGUUCUCAGAAAAAAAAAAUUGUUGCACUAUUGUGUUCUUAAUAUGGAACCAAAGGCAUGUUUUUAUUGUCAGAUGAUGGCUGAUUCUGUUUACAAAAUGUUUUGCCCUCACUCCUGACUGCAGGGUUAAUCGAAUUUUAAUAAAUCUUGGAGCUGGGUCUUGUAUGUCUAUGUUUAACAGUAAAUUCAAAUUCUGUCAGAAAUGCAGUAUUUAACAAAUACAAAUUUUGUGUGUAAAAUGUAUAAAUAUACUUUUUCUGUGUGCUUUACAUAUAUGUGCAUGUUUGGUUUUUUCCCUCACAUCUAUUUUAAGUCUAGGUAAAACCUGCACAUUUAUGGAAAUUCCUUUUUGGAUGUAACUUUUUUAUGAAUAGUUUUUUUGUGUGUGUGGGUGUGUGAGAGCAGUUCCCAUUACAAAGCUGCAUCACCAUUUGUUUUAUAGAAUGUGCCUUUUUGGCUUGCCGUUGGUGUUUCUUCCACACUUUGUCCUCUUGGUACAUUACCCUCCAGUAGCACUCCUCCGUUCACGGAGUACACCUGCAGGGUGUGGGCAGAGCUUUAUUAUGAAACAUUAAAGGGGUUCACCAUGUGACUUGAGCUUCCCCUAAUGUCAGUCAAAACUUCUGUAAGUCAAAACUUUGUCAUUUGGUUUUUCAUACCCUGCAAUUGGGGGAGGGGAUUCUUGCAGCCCCUUGAUGAAUUUGUUGACACAGACUCUUCCAUUUCACCCACAUUUGCAGGAAUUCAUUCCCCCGAACAAGUUUGCUCAUGAUGAGCCAUGCAGACACUGAUUGCACUGUCUUCUUCUGAACGAAAUGCUAUGGGGGUUCAGAAACAGAAUGAAAGUUAUGGGUUAAUUUGAUAUCUGUACUCAAUAUCCUACAAUUACUUAUGUGACAGACCUGACUUGUAUGUUCUGUUUGCUUGUGUAGCCUUUUACCAAUGAAUAAAUCUGGAUGUGAUCUCAA